Messenger RNA from Rotaria sp. Silwood2, 384 nucleotides. Lineage: Eukaryota; Metazoa; Rotifera; Eurotatoria; Philodinida; Philodinidae. The record is from the annotation of a GenBank genome assembly.
AUGGGUGACUAUUCGAAUGCACUUUCAAAUUAUCGAAAAGCACUAGAAAUCCGACAAAUAUCUCUUCUUUCAACUCAUCUUGAUUUGGCUGCUUACUACAACAAUAUUGGUUUGACAUACGACAAUAUGGGCGACUAUUCUAAUGCACUUUCAUCUCAUCAAAAAGCACUAGAAAUUCGCCAAAAAACCCUUCCUUUAAAUCAUCCUGAUUUGGCUCGAUCUUACAACGACAUUGGAGCGAUAUAUGAUAACAUGGGUGACUAUUCGAAUGCACUUUCAUUUUAUGAAAGUGCACUGAGUAUUUUACAACAUUUAGUACCUGAAAAUCAUCCUCAUCUUCUAACGUUAAGGAUGAAUCUCGAAUAUGUUAAAAGAAAAUUGUAA